AUGGGCGUCUUCAGCAACAUCUACGACACAGUCGAGCUCGGCCACUUCAACUGGCCGUUCCUUAACAGCCACCCGGUACACCCCGCAACCGUUCACUUCCCCAUCACCUUCCUCACAACCGCCUACACCCUCGACACCGCCUACGGUCUAGCUAACCGCCUCCGUUUCCUCACCCCCUUCCUCUCCGAUAUAAGCCGCAUUGCCUACCUCUCUCACUGGGCCGGCCUGAUCACAUCGCUGCCAGCCAUCACCUCCGGCAGCGCCGAACUCUACGAACUCUACAAAGCGCGCGGCAUCAACCGUACUGACAAGCAGCUCACGAACCCGAAAACUCACUCCGAUGUCGUCGACAGGAGUAUUAAUAUCGGGCUCGUGCACGGGGCGCUGAAUGCGGUGGCGUUUGGCGUGAGCACGUACGCAGUGGUUAGUAGGCGCGGCGUGAAAGCGUGGGCACCGGGGCGGACGAGCGUGAUUUUGAGUGCGUUGACGUUACCGGGUGUGGCGCUUAGUGCGGCGUUGGGGGGAGAGUUGGUGUACAAGGACGGGGUUGGGGUGCAGAGGAUGGGUGGAGGGUUGGAUGAGAAGAGGGAAGGGAUUAAAGAGAACGUGGAGAGGGCGAGGUAG
Molecule: messenger RNA, 624 nt
Organism: Didymosphaeria variabile
Lineage: Eukaryota; Fungi; Ascomycota; Dothideomycetes; Pleosporales; Didymosphaeriaceae
Exons: 2
Coding region: 1-624 (207 amino acids)
Source: RefSeq, a predicted model, not a curated record